UUCCUUUCACAUGUCGGCCGCGGUGUACGCCCCAUCACCUAGUCCUCGACAACGAAGCUCUCCUCAUCCUCGGAGGCACUAUAAACAUCCUAUGACUACCUCCUCAAUGUCAGCAUCUCUCGUGAGGCAAUCUAUGAGCACACCAAGGACCUCACCGGUUGGAGGAGAGAGAGCGAGACAACAACCCCCGAGAAGAUUCCCUGUGGCGGAUCGUCACAUCGAGAGCGUUAUCAUUCUCAUUCACUAUGAUAAGGAUAUCCCCGAUAGCCGAUCGUAUAUGGAGUUUGAUUCUAUUAGAAGUGCUAUGGACGGUAUCUGCCACCUGUACGAGUCAGCGUUGAGCGACGCAUUGACCAGUAAGAGGGAUGGUACGUUACCGCCGUUUGAGGGCGAGAGAAGACGGAAGAGUGUCAACUAUAAUGCACAGGAUUUGUUCAAUUACAUCGACAGUAUGGCUACAAUGAAGGCUCUCAUAUCACAUAGGACAACGGACGGCACCCAGCGGGUCUCGAAGAAUGACGUCGGGGGCUCGCUACUCCCGCGGGACAUCCAAUGGAUCAAGGACAACCUCAUAAAGCAUCUUCGCAGUCAGUUGGAUACUCCCUCUUUGCCAUUCCACCCGUCUACUAGUGCUUGAGAUGACAUGAGAUAAUUUCUCAUA
Molecule: messenger RNA, 661 nt
Organism: Perkinsus marinus ATCC 50983
Lineage: Eukaryota; Perkinsozoa; Perkinsida; Perkinsidae
Product: enhancer of rudimentary erh, putative
Exons: 4
Coding region: 11-637 (208 amino acids)
Source: RefSeq, a predicted model, not a curated record